Chiloscyllium plagiosum (whitespotted bambooshark) is the source of this 1091-nucleotide messenger RNA. The record is from RefSeq and is a predicted model, not a curated record. Lineage: Eukaryota; Metazoa; Chordata; Chondrichthyes; Orectolobiformes; Hemiscylliidae.
UGUUAGACAGUCCUGAGUGUGGGAGGUGCGGUUAGGGUCCUUGCGGAUGCCUUGAUCAAAGAUGGCGGCGGUGAAGUUGGGCACUUGUUGGCUCUUGGCUUCAAGAAUACACACAGGCCAGCACGCGAGGCGCAUGUGUUUGACCAAGAAAUGGAGCGGGAAUGGCUUGGGAUAUCAGAACCUUCUGCAACCAUCAACUUCCGUCUCCGUUGCCUUGAGAAGCAUGUUCAUUCAGACCCAAGACACGCCAAACCCGAACAGCUUGAAGUUCAUCCCUGGAUGUACGGUGUUGGAAUCGGGCACCAUGGAGUUCUCAGCACCCCGAAGUGCCUUCUGUUCUCCUUUGGCCAGAUUUGACAAAGGGUCAGUUAGACUCUUUUCUCUCCUUCCAGAUGCUGCCAGACCUGCUGAGAUUUUUCAGCAUUUUCUCUUUUGGGUUGAAAACAGAGGCUGGAAGUGGCCAAGGAAGUUGGGCGAGAAUCAGUCAAGGCAGCUCUUCAGGAUUGACGGGGUGAAAGGUGUUUUCCUUGGGCCUGAUUUUAUAACCAUCACCAAGGUCGGCGAGGAGGUGGAUUGGAAGUUGCUCAAGCCGGACGUGUAUGCCGCCAUCAUGGAUUUCUUUGCGUCGGGACUCCCAAUCCUGACUGACGACGCUCCGCGCUCCGAUACAGCUGCUUCAGAGGAUGAUGACGAAGUUGUGGCCAUCAUUAAGGAGCUGUUGGACACCAGGAUUCGGCCCACAGUUCAAGAGGACGGCGGUGAUGUGAUCUUCAAAGGUUUUGAAGACGGAAUUGUCAAAUUGAUGCUGCAGGGUUCGUGCACCAGCUGCCCCAGCUCUGUCGUCACCCUGAAGAGUGGAAUUCAGAACAUGCUGCAGUUUUACAUCCCAGAGGUGGAGGGUGUGGUGCAGGUUACAGAUGAAGAACUCGAAGCCGACGUUUCGUGAAUGUUUGGUGACCACAGGGUGAUAACCCAAAUGUGCUGCCUGUUGGUAAAUCCUCAUGCACCUUAACAAUUUAUUGGCACCUCUACUGGCUGCAACGCAUUGUGAAACAGAAUAAUAUAUGUUGCAAUAAAGCAUUAAAGCUUGA